CCGUCUUCUCCCCCAGCGUCUCUACGCGACUCCGCGCACCCCGCUGGGGCAUCCAACCCGCGCCCAGCGGCGAACGUGUUGGGGAAACGCCACGGUGAACCGGUGGCGUCGAUGGUCCCGAAGCGCGGCCGCUCGGUCUCGACACGUGCGGACGCCACCCGCGGUAGCCUGGUGAUUGCUCCGCGCAAGAUUCUCUCCAAGCAGCGGGCGGCCCAAGAUGCCGUGGUCGAGCCAGCGUCCGGAGGCGUAGAGGGCGACGCCCCCAUGACCUCUGCUGCAGAGACUGUCUCACCGCCAGAGGGGGCGCAGGGCGGAAAAGGGCCUGACCUCCCCGCCGGCGGUGGAUGUCAUCACGGUCGACUCCCCCGACCGUUCGGAUCGAGGAGCUGCGAGCGGGGCCUUCACCGGCGAGUCCAGCGGCGACCCCAUCCACCGAUGACGCCGGAUCAGCCGAAGGGACGGGGGCUCAAGCGACCAUCAAAGCCGCGGCAGGGCCCGAGGGGCCGACACCCGACCCCGCAACGGUCGCCGUCCCCUCACCCGACCCCGCAACGGUCGUCGGCCCCGCGCCUACGGAGUCAGCCGCAGGCGACGCGGUCGUUCCGCCUUCGACAAUUGCGGGGGUUCCGCCGGUGGGGUCGGGGAGCCGACCCCCGCACCCAUGGUGGCCACGGAAGCGGAGGCGGCGAGCUCGACACCCUCGGUGCAGGAAGCCACUGCCCCAACGCCCAUGGGGACAGCCGGGACGAUGGGUGCGGGAGCUCUUGUCACGUCAGCGCCUUCCUCGCUGUUAGUGGGCGCGCCGGCCUCGCCCCUUCCGCAGGAUGGCGUGGCCGCGCCCGCACAAGGAGCCGGCGACGAUUCAAGCCUGCUAGCCCUGACGCAGGGUUUCACGCGGAGGGAGCUUGACUGGGGGCGACUCCGGGGGGCGGCAGCGAGCGUGGCCACGCUAAUGGGCACCCUCCUCGGACCGGCGCUAGUGGAAAUGGAGCUUCGAGACCAGGAGCGUCUGACCCUGCGGGCACAGGGCCAGGAGUUCGCGGAGGAGCGCCGGAGGACAGAGGAGGAGCUGGCCUCGGCUCGGCGGGCCCUGGAGGAUGAGCGCAGGGCGAGGAUGGCGGAGCUUAACGCCGCGUGUCAGAGCCUGAGCGACGCGCACACCCAAUGGGUCGCCGCUGCUGCGGAACUUGAGCAGCUCCGCAAAUCGCUUCGUAAAGCUAUUUUAAUUUAUUGAAAGGAGAGAGGACCGUGGGGACCCUUAGACUCACAAGUUCGCACCCAAACACAUAAAGUGGCAUCCUCAUCAACAUGCACACAUUUACCUUAAAUAAUGAUUUUUGCAUUAAA
Messenger RNA from Panicum virgatum (switchgrass), 1347 nucleotides. RefSeq lists its product as uncharacterized. The record is from RefSeq and is a predicted model, not a curated record. The transcript is spliced from 3 exons. Bases 662 to 1234 code for a protein of 190 amino acids. Lineage: Eukaryota; Viridiplantae; Streptophyta; Magnoliopsida; Poales; Poaceae.